CCAGAGGCAGCUCUGGCUGUGAAAGGGGACACAUGUCCUUUGGAGGCUGAGGCUCUCUUCCACCAACACAAAUCAGCUAGGGGCAGAAAUAGGAAGGGAAGAGCAAGAGGAAGAGGAAGUCAGCAGCAGGAACCGAAACUGCACCCUGAAAGCAGGAAUCUGGAACGGGGGAACCUGGACUCUGUCCCUGAGUGGUACCUGGACUUUGCCUCUGUGGGCACCGGGACAGCCACCUGUUUCUCCACCCACCGCACCCAGCAAACCUUCCAGCACGCUGACACCCAGGCCUCAAGCAAGGAAACCACUGAAGGUGAUGGUCCAGGCCAGAGGAUGAAAUUGGAGGGUAGCAGGACCAAGGGAAAAGGGAAAGCGCCUCCAGCAAGGGCAGGCCCAGAGACUGCCCCCGCCCUCUGCUCUCCUGCCUGCCCGGUAUGUGGGGCUACUUGACCCUUCUGCCCAUCUUCCUGGCACUCUGGGCUAUCGCUGGUGUUUGGAUUGUUUUCGGGAUUGCUGUGGCCAACAGGACUGUGAACCUCAGCCAAGGGUUCCCCUACAUCAGCAUCUGCGGAUCCUACCCACCUCAGAGCUGUAUUUUCAGUCAGGUUCUCAAUAUGGGUGCUGCCCUGGCCGCCUGGAUAUGCAUUGUGCGUUAUCACCAGCUCCGGGACUGGGGCGUCGGGACGUGUUUUAACCAGCUGACCCUGUGGUCCGGGCUCAUCUGUGCUCUGGGGACCUCGAUAGUAGGCAACUUUCAGGAAAAGAACCAGAAGCCCACGCACCUGGUGGGGGCCUUCCUUGCCUUCAUCCCGGGCAACAUCUACUUCUGGCUACAGUUCCUACAGUCCUGGAGGAUGAGCAGCCUACGCCAGCCUGGGGAGCCCUGGAUCCGACCGCUGCGCCUGGGCCUAUGUGGCCUGUGCACCCUCCUCAUCAUGGCCACCAGUGAUUGUCCUGCACUUUCUGCAGCUGCGCUCGGCCGCCGCUGCCUGUGAGUGGGCCUUGGCCAUGCUGCUCUUCAUGCUCUUUGGCCUCUUCACCGUGGACUUCUCGGAGCUGGACGGCUGCACCCUGUGCCUGAGGCCUCAGCCAGGGCUCCCAGCCCUGCCGGGCUCCCCUGCGCCCUCGCAAGUCUAGUUAUCGCAGGGGCUCAGCUCCCACCUCCCUCCCUGUGCAGGAAGCGGGCCAGAGCCACCUGGGAGGCCUCCGAGAUGAGCCAGCAGGGACUCCCCAGCCAACCGGCUGGACAGGAACUCUCAGAGCCUGGAGGAUGCACGUGCGGAGGCUGCGCCCACACCCGCCUGUCCCUGUCUCUGCAGUGGGGGCGUCCAGGAAGCCAGAGGCCGAGUCCAGUGCUUGUCCCUGAUCGAGGCUAUUUAUUAUUUUUUUGUUGUUGCCGCCGGCAGAAUCAGAGACAUGGACACAGGCAGGAUCACGCGAAACCAGAAUUCCUUCCGGGAGAGCAAAUCCGUACAGAAGGUUGUGGGAGGCAGGGGAGGAGGGGCCCAGGAAGGGGAGUUGGGACGACACAGGGACAGGGCCCUGUCCGGAUCUGCUAAGCCACCCCAACCAGCUCCCGUCCCUCCCCCACCCCACCCACA
Molecule: messenger RNA, 1598 nt
Organism: Cavia porcellus (domestic guinea pig)
Lineage: Eukaryota; Metazoa; Chordata; Mammalia; Rodentia; Caviidae
Gene: Tmem150b
Product: transmembrane protein 150B
Exons: 8
Coding region: 432-992 (186 amino acids)
Cellular component (GO): plasma membrane
Source: RefSeq, a predicted model, not a curated record